Racocetra persica is the source of this 333-nucleotide messenger RNA. NCBI's taxonomy places the organism in Eukaryota, Fungi, Glomeromycota, Glomeromycetes, Diversisporales, Gigasporaceae. The record is from the annotation of a GenBank genome assembly.
AUGAAUUCAAUGACAUCACCCCUGGCAAACGGUAACCUUGAAUCAUCAGAAAUAAAUGGAAAUAAUUUUUGGGCACAUAAAGCGAUCCUAGAACGAAGGUAUCAAAAAUUUCUCGACGAAGUAACUCCAUUCGUGGCAUAUAGAUGGAUUGCCACUGCAUUAGGAAUUUAUCUUCUUAAUCUGUUCCUUGCAUUCCUGCAACCUAAAUUUGAUCCUUCAUUGGAGAUGGACAUUGCAGAAAGUGAGGUGGAAGAAGGUCCUUCGCUUCCCACAAAAGCUGACGAAGAAUUUCGACCUUUCAUUCGUCGACUACCUGAAUUUAAGUUUUGGUAA